AUGGAGAUGCCUAGACAUGUGCUCUCUCAGGAGCGGCGCCGGCUGCAGGAGCAGAUCUUGGCCACCCGCCGGGCGCUGGAGGAAGAGAGGCUGCGAGCCCAGCGCCUCAAGAGGAAAUCCCUGCGUGAUCGGUGGCUGAUGGAGGGACUGUCCGCACCCACUGAUGACAGCGAUCACGUGUCUUCUUCGGUUUGGGAGGCACAGAGUCGCAUCCAAGAAUUAGAAGAAGAUCUGUCCAGGCCUCUAACAUCUUCACCUUCUCCUGACGGGAGAAGUAGCCUUGGGUCCAGACUUGAGUUGGCUCCUGUCCCACCCAAGAGAGCUGUGAGGACAGCUGCCAAAGAGAAACUGCAAAAUGGAGACAUGUCAGGAGAUGGUGUGUUUGGCAGCGAAUCCAGCCCUGAAAAGGUGAAUGACAAGGUGAAUCCUGUGGUUGUCAAACGUGGAGAGCUUCAGUCUCAUCAGGAAAGACUGGAAGCUGUUGCUGCCACAAAGCCAACGCUGCAGAGCCCAAAUCCCAUUGAUGCCCCUCCCAGCCACCACAGAAAGCUGGCUGUGGAGGAGAUGGUCAUCCGUGACCAUUUGGGGCAGGAAGUGGGCAGCAUGGAUGCUGUUGGGCAGAAACAGAGCUCUAUCACAAAGGAAGAAGAGUGUGAGGAGCAUACGCCUUUGAGGAAUGGGUGUGAGGAGGGGAGUGGGAUGGCCCCUCCUCACAGUGGCGCAGGUCAAGAGACAACCCCAGGUGCUUCAGGAAGCCAACUGGAUGGUGAGCUUGGAAGACGGGAUGGCCCAGAGGGGGAGUCCCCGACGUCACAGGAUGAGCAUCAGCAAAUUUCCUCCAAGCCCCUUCAGCAUGAGACCAGCUGCCUUGAUUCCUCUAAACAGCAGUCAGAUGGAGAACUGGGCAAAGAGACAGCUCAAAUGGGAGCAGAGCAGAAAGUACUGCCAGGACAGGGUGCCAACAAAGUGGAGCCUGCCCAAGACACAGUAGCUACUGAUGUUCUGGCAACAGAAUCAAUAACAUCUGAGCAAGCAACUGAAGAGAACAAGGAGGGGCUGCAAGAGUCUCAUGAAACAGAGAUCACAGUGCUGGGGCAAGGAGGAGAGAGACCAGAGAAUUUGCAAGGUCCACCCAAAGAGGCACUGUUUCCAGACCAGACCCUUCCUGUGCAUGAAGUCUUGGAAGAGACCAUAUUGUCAUCAUCUCCAACAGAACAGAUUUCACUGGUCAUUCAGAAACCAGGUCCAUCUCUGCAAGAGACAGAGGGAUCCCUUCUAGACCAGACCCCUUCUUCUCAUCAGGAAAUGGAGGGUCCCUUCCUAGAGCCAGUAGUUUUGUCAUUGCUGAAUCAGAGUCCCUCAGUUUUUGUGAACCAGAAUCCUCCUUUGCAAGAAAGUGAGAUAUCUCUUCUCACUCAGAUCUCAUCCUCAGUGCAGGAACCUGUUUUAGAUCCAAACCCAUCAUCUCUGCAGGACUCUUUUUCCUCUCCUUCAGAACAGAAGCCAUCCUCAUUACAAGGCAUGGCCACUUCUUUGCAGGAAGCUAAACACUCCUCAUUGGACCAGAUCCCAUCCCCUCUGCAUGAAACUAAUGCAAAAUGCCUGGAUCAGAUCCCAAGCUCUUUACAAAGCACUUCUGUGCCAGAUCAGACCCUACCACCUCCUUCAGACCAGCUCACAUCCCUGCCAGAAGAGAUUACUUCCUCUUUGCAUGAAAUUGAGAAAUCUUCACAGAUAUCCUCAACUUCAGAGGGUCAGGAAUUUUCUGUGAUGGAGGCUAAAGGGUCUUUUCCAGACAUAACCUCCUCUUUGCCUGAUCCACUUUCUUCUCUGCCUGAUCAGGUCAAUUCUCUUCAAGAUACCCAAGGGAUGACUUUGGAAGAGAUUUCGGUAGAACUUCAGAACCAUGUACCAACACCACCCGUGGCUCAGAUUCCUUCUCUGCCAGAGGCUGACAGUAUUCCUCAAGACCAGGCCCCAUCCUCCAAGGGUGAAGAUGAACAUUUGGUUCCCAAAGAGACUCCAGUCCCUGGGCCAGACCAGGUCCUGCCAGUUCAGCAGGACCAGGAAAACCAAUUUCUGGAGGCACAGACCCUUUCUUCUCUGCCAGAGAUUGGUGGGUCUUCUACAGAGGAGUCUGUGGAGCCUCUGCCAAGUCAGAAUUCACCCAGUCUCCCUGAAGGCAGAACGCCACCUCCCAAGGAGGCCCAGACAAUGCUUGUGGAGCAGAUGCCAACCUCUGCUCAGGGCCAGCCCCCUUCUCCUGUAGAAGCAACACAGAUCCUGUCGGAAAAGCAGGUCUCCCCAUCUGCUGUGGAAGGAAUGCCUGCACUGCCUGACCAAGCCCCAUCCUCCUGUCAAGUCCCAAAUGCAAUACUGCAGGAUACAGCAAACGUUCCAGAUGUUUUGCUCUCAUCCAGCCAAGAGUAUGCCCAAUCCCUCUUGGGCAAGGCAGCCAUUGUGGCAAACCAGGAACUGAAAGAAGGUGGUGAUGCCAGCUUGGCCUCAACAACCACAGAAGAGACUCCAGAAGUCCUGGGAAACCUACAUGCUGAGCAGCAGCCCCUGCUGAACAAGACAAACAGCUCUGUAGCCCCUCCACAGAUUCCUGUAGGAGACCAGAAACAACCCAAGACAGGGAUCCUAAAGCCCCAGGCAGCCCUAAGUCAAGAGACCCCAACCUACACCACCUCCUCUGCCAACACUGCCUCUUCCUGCCAGCUCCAGUCCACUGGGUCCCGCCAAGAGGAAGGCCAAGACCAGGGCCAGAGCAGGCGCAAGCAGAAGUCAUGCCAGUGCUGUUCAGUCAUGUGAGCCCCGGGCGCUUUUGCCCAGCUGAGAUACCCUCCUCCUUCUACCCCUCAGGAACAGGAGUAGUUGAUCUGGUCCCAGCAGCAGGCUCUGGAACUGGUAACUUGCCCUGCCAGUAGUCUAAUGUAGGCAUAACAUAUCCACACACAUGAGCACACACAACACACAAAAUCCAAAUCUUUUGGUUCCUUGGAGGGAUAGAGUUGCUCGUUUGGAGCUUGGCCCCUGGAGGGUUUGUCAGAUCACAAGCAGAGCAGUGGGUAUGACUCCCUCCCUCCUCCUAUCCCACAGCUCAACCUGCCCCUGCUCCUCUGGAGGUGGUGACAGGGAGAGACAGCAAUGCAGUGUCCUCACUUUGGAGAAGUCCCUGCAUGUCUUGAGUGUCCAUAUUCACGCAUGCACAUUGACACAUGGGUACUCUUCACACACAUGCCUCAGCACCCUGUCAUUGUGGGACUGCAUUUCCUUUCACAGACCUACCCAAACUGAAUCCUGUGACCUCACUGCCUGAACCCUUCACGUAUCCCUCAUGAGCACGCAUUCCACCCCCUUCAGUGUGCAUGGAUUCUCAGUGCACAUUUAGAAUGCACAUAUUUGUGGACAGGUGUUAAAACAUGCAUGUGCAAAUACAGAUGUACAGUCCUAUGUUUGCUCUCACUGGCUUGCACCGCAGCAAUUUACUGCUAUAUGCCAUUACACAAUUCCAUGCUCCUACAUAAUUUGUAGAUAACUGUCACAGAGCUGGGCACAAAUGCUACACACAUGCAUGCAGCAUUCUUGACAUCUUUACCCUUUACAUGUGCUUGAAUCCCUUGGCCAACUUGGCAUGACUUCCCACAGUAGUAUAGACACGUUCCAGACAUGGAACAAAACCUUCUUUCCUUUGGCACCAACUCCUGCACCUCUGCUGAGAUGGCCCAGCCGCGUAUGAUGGAUCUAGAUCAGCACUACAACACCAUGAGCAAAAGAGGACUCCCUGCCAAUUGGCAGUGUGCUGGAAGAGACUUUGGACCAGGCACUGCUGGAGCCCUCUCUCCUGACUAUGACCUCCCAGCCAAGGCCUCCUCUGGGGCAGAUGGACUGCUCUCCCUCACAAGGCCAAAGGGAGCAACCUUUUCCUGACUGAUCUCUCCAUUCCUGUAACAACCAUAGGGCUGGUGCUGUGCCUGUCAGGGCACAAAGACCCCCCCAGCCCUCUAUAACCUCCCUUUCCCAUGACUCUUUAUUCUAUGCACUUUGUUUGAAUUCCAAUUAGUAUAUAACCUUGUUUAGGGCCCCCACCAAAGCCAGUAAGAGCCUUUUACAUGUCAGUUCCUGGGCAGAUACAGAAAGAUUCUCAAUUAAAGUCGGAUUCAAUGACCAA
This is a messenger RNA of Sceloporus undulatus (fence lizard), 4174 nucleotides long. It is a transcript of the gene PALM3, whose product is annotated as paralemmin 3. The coding region runs from base 1 to 2814 and encodes 937 amino acids. The transcript has 6 exons. Lineage: Eukaryota; Metazoa; Chordata; Lepidosauria; Squamata; Phrynosomatidae. Gene Ontology annotation, cellular component: membrane. The record is from RefSeq and is a predicted model, not a curated record. Gene Ontology annotation, biological process: regulation of cell shape.